AUGAACGAUUAAACAAAAAGAUUAGUGGUUAAGAAUUACAUAACUUAAUAAUAAAUUUCUUUGAAUGUAAAAGAGGAUUUAAAAAUUGGAGAAUUGGUAGAAGCAAUUGAAUAAAUUGCAAAUAAUGACAAUAAGACAUCUGGUGAAUUUCAUCAAAAUUAUUAUUUUAGUAAAGCUUUGAAUAAAAAUGUUUAAUUAGAAGACACAGUUGGUCUUAUUUUAAAGGGAAUAACCUUUGAUGAAAUUGAAAUUGGAAAGCGCUUUUCAUAAUCAUAAUCGGAGCUUUAAUCAAUUACUAUCUUAAUUAAAAUUUAAAGUUAUUUAGGCAAACCUAUUAAAUAACAAAAAUUAGAAAUGAGUAGAUUCGAUAAAAUAAGCUAAAUAGAGGAUGUAAUUUUAAAAGAGCUUAAAAUAGAAAGGGAAGCAUUUAAAAUUUAAUUUUAAGUUAAAGGACAAAUAUGUCAACCUAAACAGUCAUUAGCUGAUUUAAAUCUUAUUGAUAAUGACGAGAUCAUAGUAAAAGUUCCAAUUAAAUUAAAUAUACAAUUACAGGAGGGAUCAUAAUUCCUAAGGUUUUCAUAAUAUUUCGCCCCCUAGGAUUCCUUAUAAGACGUGAUAAAUUUCAUUUUGUAGAGAUUUUCUAUAUUGACAGAAUAAGUUGGCCUAGCAUUGACAUAUGAGAAUUAACUUUAUAAACCAAAUUAGUUUAAUUCAACUUUAUCUGAUUUAAAACUGGAUUAUGAGGCUCUAUUAAUAGUAAAACUUAGAUACUCAGGUGGAUUUUAAAGGAAAUAAAAUCAAAAUUGA
Paramecium tetraurelia is the source of this 807-nucleotide messenger RNA. RefSeq lists its product as uncharacterized. Gene Ontology annotation, molecular function: protein binding. The record is from RefSeq and is a predicted model, not a curated record. The transcript has 4 exons. Lineage: Eukaryota; Ciliophora; Oligohymenophorea; Peniculida; Parameciidae.